Messenger RNA from Mauremys reevesii (Reeves's turtle), 2090 nucleotides. RefSeq names its product tRNA splicing endonuclease subunit 54 (gene TSEN54). Gene Ontology annotation, cellular component: tRNA-intron endonuclease complex. Lineage: Eukaryota; Metazoa; Chordata; Testudines; Geoemydidae. The record is from RefSeq and is a predicted model, not a curated record. The transcript has 11 exons. Gene Ontology annotation, biological process: tRNA-type intron splice site recognition and cleavage. The coding region runs from base 137 to 1741 and encodes 534 amino acids.
GCCGGCCCGGCCUGGCUCUUGGUAGAGCUCAGGUACUUAGGCCGCGCUAGGACCCAGGGGAAGCGCCUCCGCUCCCGGUACCCGUCCCGCACUAGGACCCCGCGGAGCUCUGCCGGCAGGCAGGAGAAGACACAGCAUGGCCGGGCCGAGUGGCCGGAUGGAGCCUGAGCUGGAGCCGCGCGCGGGCCGCCUCUUCAGCCCCGCUGAGCUGCUGGCAGUUCGGACGCGUGACCGCAAGGUUCCUCAGCACUCACACGGACAGAAGGACUUCAUCCCCGAUAGCUCGGAAGAGCAGGCAGAGAAGCUGCACCGGUGCCGGGAGGAGCACUGGCAGCUCCUGGCAGAGGAGCGCGUGGAGAGGCUGGGAAGUUUGGUGAAAGCUGAAUGGAAGCCACGAGAGGGCAUCGUGGAGCUGAAAUCCCCUGCGGGGAAGUUCUGGCACACUAUGGGGUUCACAGAGCAUGGCAAACAGUGCCUGCUGCCAGAGGAAGCCCUCUAUCUACUGGAAUGCGGCUCUGUUCAGCUCUUUUACAGGGACCUGCCCUUGUCCAUACAAGAAGCCUAUGAGACCCUGCUGUCCCAAGGGACGGUGAGCCUGCUGCAGUAUCAGGUGUUCAGCCACUUGAAGAGACUGGGUUACAUUGUGCUGAGAUUCUGCCCCAGUGCUGUCCCAUCUCAAUACGAGAGGCAGCUGAACCUGGACAGUUAUUGCAAGAGCUCUGGAAAACGCCAUCACAAAAGGAAGAGGAGUUCCAGCCCCUGGUUACAAGACAAGAAACUGAAGGCAUCUGGGAAUCCUCCAGAAGGUGAAGGGACCCCAGAAAAAGCCAGUGACCGCUGUGGUGGUCCCAGUCACCCAGCCUCUGGGGGGAGCUGUUUGUCAGAGAAGUCGAAAGAACCAGAUCCUGCCAGUGGAGAGGGGGAGUCAGCCCAAGUUCCCACUGAUGCAGUACAACUCGGCAAGCCCCCCAGUUGCUCACAGUCUCAGGCUGGAGACUAUGGGAAGGCUGCUGGGGACAGCUGCAGUGGCACCCACCUGCCCCGCUGGGACUUCACCAGAAUCGCCUUCCCCAACAUGGCUUCUGACUGCCCACACACCUUCCUGCCACAGCCUGACGAGAGACUGCUCCCGGAGAACAUAGCUGGGCGGGAGGCCGACGUCACCCGCUGGCGCAAACUGGUCAACCUGAAGCGUGAGAAGUUGUCACGGAAGGAGCGGGAGCAGCGGGAGAGGGAGAGCAGAUACAAGAGCAGUGUCAAUGCGGACAGGGAGGUGAGGCGCUGCUCCAAUUGGCAGGAAUACAAGGAGCUUUUGAAGCAGAGGAGCCAGCGGAGGGCAGGGAGGUGGCCUUCGCACUUGUGGGACCAGCCUGUCACUCCACUGGUGAAGCCGGAUCAAGUGGCCUCAGCAGCUGCUGUCCUCCAGCAGAUCAGUGUGCUGCAGCCUUCCCACAUCCUGGAUGGAGCCUCCCGGCUGCAGGAGGAUAUGGAGGGCAUGAAGAUAGACUUCAGUGUGUAUCAAGCAGAUGCAGUUGCCAACUUCAAGAAGAACAACCCCGGGAAGCCGUAUGCCAGGAUGUGUGUGCGGAGAUUUGACGAGCAGAUCCCAUCCCUGCGGGCAGUGAAGCAGCUUGCCUAUCAGAGUGAGGAUGUCCCAGUGGUCUUUGCACUGGUGGACAAUGGAGACAUUGCUUUUUACUCUUUCAAGGAGUUCAAGCUGCCUGUUGAUAUUUAUCACUGAAGUUACCAUCCCUUGGAGAAAUGGCUUUGGAGCAAAGGGUGAGGGACUUUACUCAAGACUUAAUUUCCUGAUUCAUGGACUAUUAUAUCAAAUAGAAUCUCUGAUAACUAGUCUGCAUGCAGGAGGGAUAACCAUCUUAUCCACUGCUACAGGCCUCAGCCAGCUAGGAACUAGCUCAUUCGUAAAAGCAAGAUACACUUCAAACAAACAAGCACCUAGCUGGAGGUGCACUGCUUUGUUCUUUAAGCCACUGGUUCUCCAGCUCUUACUGUCCUACGGACCACUUCCCCAUGACAUUUUCUCAGUCCUUGUGGGCCUUGUCAACAAACUUCACUGGAGAUCCACGCAC